AUGGCUGCUGCUGCCGCCUUAGCACCAGCCCCUUCUCUCCGGUUCAACCCCUACUCAACCCUCCGGUUCCUCUCCUUCUACCCCCGAACCCUAGUUCAACCACAACCGCCAACUUUCCCGCCAUUUCUUCCCUGCUCGUCCCGGUUCUCCGGCGCCGGUCCAGCAGUCCCUCGCCGGAGGUCCUUCUGCACCGUCAUCUCCGGAGCUCUCCACUCCGGCGGAGGAGCCGCCGAGAGGACGAAACCGGAAAUUGCAGAAAGUUGGAGGCCGGAAAGCGGCAACAACAGAGUUGGGGAGUUCAGGAAGAAGCUGAAGGUUGUGGAUAUCAAAGGCGGGCCCGACGAAGGGCUGGAGCGGUUGGGCCAGAGUUUGGUGGUUAUGGGUUGGGUUCGGACUCUUCGAGUCCAAAGCAGCGUUACAUUCAUUGAGGUUAAUGACGGGUCGUGUCUCUCAAACAUGCAAUGUGUAUUGGGUUUAGAUGCUGAAGGUUAUGAUCAGGUAGAAUCUGGCUUGAUCACUACUGGUGCUUCAAUAUGGGUGCAAGGGAUAUUAGCUGCCAGCCAAGGAUCAAAGCAAAAAGUGGAAUUGAAGGUCAAGAAAAUUGUUGUGGUUGGAAAGAGUGAUCCUUCAUAUCCCAUCCAAAAGAAAAGGGUCAGUAGAGAAUUUUUGAGAACAAAAGCUCAUCUUCGGCCAAGAACAAAUACUUUUGGUGCGGUCGCAAGAGUGAGAAAUGCUUUGGCAUAUGCUACCCACAAGUUUUUCCAAGAAAAUGGAUUUGUGUGGGUCUCAAGUCCCAUAAUUACUGCUUCAGAUUGUGAAGGAGCAGGCGAACAAUUCUGUGUGACUACUUUGAUUCCAAGCACCAGAGAAGCCUCUCAUUCUCCUGUGGAUGGUAUUCCAAGAUUGAAGGAUGGCCUAGUUGAUUGGUCACAAGAUUUUUUCGGGAAGCCAGCAUUCUUGACUGUCUCUGGCCAACUCAAUGCUGAAACCUAUGCUACUGCUCUUUCUGAUGUGUAUACAUUUGGCCCCACAUUUCGAGCUGAAAAUUCCAACACUUCCAGGCACCUGGCUGAAUUUUGGAUGAUUGAACCGGAACUUGCAUUUGCUGAUCUCAACGAUGACAUGGCCUGUGCAACUGCCUAUCUCCAGUACGUAGUGAGACACGUCCUUGAAAAUUGCAAGGAAGACAUGGAAUUUUUCAACACUUGGAUUGAGAAAGGAAUCAUAGAUCGAUUAAAUGAUGUGGCACAUAAAGACUUCGUGCAGUUGACUUAUACUGAUGCAGUUGAACUUCUUCUCAGAGCAAAUAAGAAAUUCGAAUUCCCAGUCAAGUGGGGUUGUGAUAUGCAGAGUGAGCAUGAACGUUAUUUAACUGAGGAGGCUUUUAGCGGAUGCCCUGUAAUUGUCAGAGAUUAUCCGAAGGACAUCAAAGCAUUUUAUAUGCGGCGAAAUGAUGAUGGGAAGACUGUUGCAGCUAUGGAUAUGUUGGUUCCCCAGGUUGGCGAGCUUAUUGGUGGAAGCCAGAGAGAAGAGAGGCUUGAAUAUCUAGAAGAAAGGUUGGAUGAAUCAAAGCUGAAUAAGGACAACUACUGGUGGUAUCUUGAUUUGCGUCGUUACGGUUCAGUUCCUCAUGCGGGCUUUGGAUUGGGUUUCGAAAGACUUGUACAAUUUGCAACUGGGAUAGAGAACAUCAGAGAUGUUAUCCCUUUUCCCCGGGCACCUGGUUCAGCUGAAUUUUGA
This is a messenger RNA of Prunus armeniaca (apricot), 1740 nucleotides long. The record is from the annotation of a GenBank genome assembly. NCBI's taxonomy places the organism in Eukaryota, Viridiplantae, Streptophyta, Magnoliopsida, Rosales, Rosaceae.